Molecule: messenger RNA, 3416 nt
Organism: Pelagomonas calceolata
Lineage: Eukaryota; Pelagophyceae; Pelagomonadales; Pelagomonadaceae
Source: the annotation of a GenBank genome assembly
AUGGCCGACGACGCCUCGGACGGCGAGGUCGAGGACGACGCCGACUGGCGCGCAAGAGUACGGCGGCUGCGACCGUUUCUGCUGGAUGCGGACCUCGUGCCGCCUCCUCCCAAUCCGCCGGACACAUCCUCAAGUUGCUUCGCGAGCUGGACGCGGCUCCACGCCAAGGCUCCCGAGCCGCCCGGCGGCUUUGCGAGUGACGCCGGCGCCAAGGCCUUAGAUGCACUACUACGAGACCGGCGCCAGGCGGCGCCCGGCGCCUUCGCGCGCCAGUGCGCGGCGCUGGGCGGGCUGGACGCGCGGCGGUCGCACGUUCUUUUUGAGGGCGAGCUGGACAUCCCAACGGAGGACUACUACGACACCGCGCGCGCGCUUCAAAAUCAAAGGUGGUCGCGGCAGCGCGCGGCGCGCGCGGAGGAUGACCUCACACACGGCCGCUGGGCCGACGCCGUGCGGAGGUUUGGAGACGCCAUCGCCCUCGACGCGACGAACGGCGACGCGUACCGAGGGAGAGCUCGCGCGCGGGUCGGGCUGCUCGAAGGCGUCACGGCGAAGCCGCACCAGCUCGCCGAGGGCGUCGCGAGUGACGUCGCCGCCGCGCGACGCUACGGCGGGCCGCGCGACGGCGACGACGCGCUGCUGGCCGCCGCGCGCGCGGUCGUACAACCCGCGGCGCCGGCGCCGGCCCCCGCCGUGGCGCCCCGGGUGGACGCCGUCGCCGUGCGCGCCGCGGCGCCGCGCGCACCCCGACCUGCCGUCGUCGCGUCGGCGCCGGUGCCGGUGCCGCCGCCUCGCGACGCCGACCGCAUCCCGAAGAAGCGCAAGCACGAGAAGAAGUCGAAGAAGAGGUCGAAGAAAAAGAAGAAACGCUCCCGUUCGUCGUCGUCGUCUAGUUAGAAUAACAAUGUGACAGUUAACGGUGCGGCGUCGACUCGCCCUUGCGGUGCGUCGACCGCUCGAGGUUCACGGCGACGCACGGCGCGCCCGCGUCGACGUUACCAGCAGGGCAGCAGUCGAAGGCCGGCCGGUUCUUCGUGUGCGCGAGGAACGACGCCGGCCCGGCGCCGCGCGCGCCCUUCUUCCGCCGCGCGGCGUUGCUUCGCAAGGACGGCAGCUCGGGCCCAGGGCACCGUUUCGGAGAAGGCAGCGCCGUCUGCGGCAGGAGCGCGAAGUCGGGGAAGUCUAGUAAACGGUCGGCCGCGAGGUGGUAGAUCGGGUGCGCGCGCGCGACAUAGCUAGUGUGGCGUCGCCCCUCGCUACGACUCUGCUAGGAGUAGGGCGGAGUGCUCGAAGACUCGAUAGGCCUCUCAAUCCCGGCGCAUACGUAUCCUCCCUGGGCCGAUGUUGCCUGCAUGGUGCUGUGCCCUUUUGUGGCAGUUUGCUUCUCAAAGAACGCCACAACCGGGAGAUCUCCGAGCCCGCCGAGGCUAAGAUCAGACCCACAGUGCGCCUGCAGCGUCAUAAGCGUCACCUCGAAAUCUCGUCUUCAUUGGCCCUCGCGGCGCAUCGCAAUCGACUGCCGUCCCUCGACCGCCGCUCGCCUCACACAAACGCUAGCGUGAUGUAGCGCUGGCAGUGGCGCGAGACGGCAGCGCCACGCUGCGAGACCGCCGCGCGCCACAAAAGACGCAGCUCCGCCGCCACAAAACUUGGAUUUUCAUCAUCACCUUUAACCAUGGCUAUUUCACGCAGCGCGCGGCAUGCUGCUACGGCGACUCGCCGCGCGGGCGCGCGGGCGCGCCGCCGCGCCGCUCGGCUCGAGCGUGAAGGCGCUCUUCGUCAGCCGCGGCGCCGACACCGCAUCCUACCGCGUCGUCGACGCCGCGGCGUCGACGCUCGACAUCGACGCCGGCUGUUCUCGGUUGGCGUCCAUCAGACCCAUCAUCUUUGGUGACGAGGCCUCGGGCGGCUCGUCGGAGAAGUUGAUCCAGUUUCUACUAGCCGCAGGCGCCGGAAUCGCCGGGCUUCAUUCCUCCGCGGACUGCGUGCAGGGCCGCCAUACCGCGUGCGAAUGCAAGAACCGCGUCGGAAUACGCACGGGCGAGGAUUAUCCCGCGGGCUGGGUGGAGGACUGUCGUGCACGUGUGUCGGGAACACACCCUCGGAAGGGGGACGGCGUAUCUAGGUACGGCGUGGCGACGACCUGCGACAACUACAACCUCUUCCCGGAGCUGUUUCUAGGGCAGCCCGUCUUUGGCGGCGUCCGUAAGAGCAAGUCGGGCGCGUCGGGGAGGUCGGGCAAGGGGGGCCAUGAGCGGAGUCAUGCGUCCACGCCGCCGCCGCUCCUCAAGACGAUCAUGAAGGGCGUGGACCCGGGCUACGAUCGCGUCAAGAGGCUGUUCGAGGUCGUCUUCGGCCACUCGGACAUCCUCAAGACGAUCUUACCGCUCCCCGAGGACACCGAUCCCCAGGCCGCCGCGAAGGCGCACUACAGGGAGCUGCUGGCGGCCAAGAUCCGCGGCGAGGACGUACUGUCCUUCGACAUCGAGCGGGCCGAUCAGUGGAGUCUGACGAAGCGGAUGCGCGCGGAGAACCAGCCCAAGGGGCUAGUGGUCGCGUAUGAGGCGAACCAGCUCGGCGCCGUCGUCGGGCGGCUGCGACCGGACCUCGGCAAGGGCGACGUCGAGGUGAUCCUGAACGAGGGCCAGGCGAAGCCCUUCGGCGAGCCGCGCGUCCGCGAGCUCAUGAAGACGCCCGGCCACGACGACAAGCGCAUUUGGUCCUUCGGCUCGUUCCCGGAAAAGGAUUUGCUGGACCACCUCGGGCUCGCCGAGCGCUACCGCAACUUCCACGCCGUCCUGUCCGUCGCGCUGGGCAUGAACUCGCAGGGCCAGCACCGGAACAGGUCCACCAAGGCGCCGUGCCCGAUCGCGACCAACAUGCCCAUGAUGGGGCAGAUGGUCAAUUGCGAUUAUGAUGCGGUCGUCAAGGACCCGUUCGUCACCCCCUACCAGCACGCGGCCGCGGAGAAGUGUUUGGAGAGCGAGGCCCACGUCUCUGACCCGGUCGCGACGCUACAAAUCAUGGGCAUGGUCGCCACCGAGGGUUUGAAGGCCCUGCGCGCGCGCUGGAACGAGGUCGACGCGUAUCUGCUCGGCGACGACACGGCGACGCGGCCGGCGCUGGAAGAGGGCCACGUGAUUUGGUACAACGCGAGCGAGGCGAACCGCAAGUACGACGCGCCGGCGACCGAGUGGCCCGGCGCCAAGAUGAAGCCGAAAAAAUCCCGAAGCGGGAAGCGGAAGGCCAAGGUCACGCCGCCGCCCGUGCCGCUCUCGCGCUACUUCGGCGCCGCGCCGCCGACGGCGAAGCUCGUCCUCGCCGGCUCCGGCUCCAGCGCGGACCCCCUCGACCUGAGCAACUCGCCGUCGCCGCCGAAGCGGCCCCGCGUCGAGCCGCUGGACGAGCUCGAGUAG